AAAUAUAUCGUAUUAUGAUGAAGCUGAAAGUAACUUUUUUCAUCAUUUGCUUUUUUGGAAUCUUGUUUUUUUCUCUGGCUUUCCACGUUGUAAUCAAGUCCCAUGUCACUGGAGAGAAACUAGGGGAAGAGAGAUGUGAUGUCUUGUCUGAAAUCAAUGCUAUUAGAAAGGAUAAAGGUAUGCUAAUCAUAAAUUCAGUUGGGCGGCUGGGCAACCAGAUGGGAGAGUAUGCAACAUUAUAUGCGCUGUCAAAAAUAAAUAGGUGGAAGGCAUAUAUAAUCCCAGAGAUGUUCAACUAUUUAUCACCACUGUUCAGAAUCACAAUGCCUACAAUCAAUGGAGAAGAGGUUAAAGGGAUUUCAUGGAGAGAAUACAAAGUGUAUAACUGGAUGGCUCCUGAAUACACACGGUUCUCUGAGAAGUAUGUCAGACUAACUGGAACCCCCUGCUCAUGGACAAUUUUCCACCAUCUUAGAGAUGAGAUUCUUGGGGAAUUCACCUUCCAUGAUCACAUCAAAGAGGAAGCUAACAACUAUCUUCAGAAAAUAAAAGGUGAUUAUAAAAAUGUGACCUUCAUUGCUGUACAUGUUCGAAGGGGAGAUUAUGUCCAUGUCAUGCCUCAUCAGUGGAAAGGGGUGAUAGCAGACAGGGUAUACUUAGAAAAGGCUAUGUCCUACUUCCGCAAUAAGUACCAAAAUGCCCUUUUUGUGGUUGCCAGCAAUGGGAUGGACUGGUGCAAAGAUAACAUUAAUGCCUCUAUGGGGGAUGUACACUUUCUACAUGCAGGAGAUGAGUCAUCACCAGGGAAAGACCUUUCUAUUCUUGCCCACUGCAAUCAUACUGUCCUGACUAUUGGGACUUUUGGCUUUUGGGCUGCAUAUUUGGCUGGUGGUGAGACUGUCUACCUUGGCAAUUUCACGCUUCCCAACUCACCCUAUAGAAGAGAGUUUAGAGAAGACUCUGCCUUUCUUCCAGAAUGGAUAGGCUUUCCAGCUGACCUUUCAUCUCUUCUUGGUCAUCAUUGACCGUUUUUGACUUGUUUAUAAAGCUGGAAUGACUGACAUUUUUCUCUCUACUAUUCAAAAUGUGAAUAAUGCUUCUCAAUAAAACUUUCUAACUUGAUUUUCAACUCCUUACUCCUCAUAACAUUAUCUAA
Protopterus annectens (West African lungfish) is the source of this 1156-nucleotide messenger RNA. Its product is annotated as galactoside alpha-(1,2)-fucosyltransferase 2-like. Bases 15 to 1025 code for a protein of 336 amino acids. Gene Ontology annotation, biological process: carbohydrate metabolic process. Gene Ontology annotation, molecular function: galactoside 2-alpha-L-fucosyltransferase activity. Gene Ontology annotation, cellular component: membrane. The record is from RefSeq and is a predicted model, not a curated record. The transcript has a single exon. NCBI's taxonomy places the organism in Eukaryota, Metazoa, Chordata, Ceratodontiformes, Protopteridae.